Molecule: messenger RNA, 1308 nt
Organism: Acanthosepion pharaonis
Lineage: Eukaryota; Metazoa; Mollusca; Cephalopoda; Sepiida; Sepiidae
Source: the annotation of a GenBank genome assembly
AUGGCUUCCCUCCUCCUUGAUGUCAAAUACCUUCUAGUUCCUCUCUCCUUCUUGUCAAAUAUCUCUCUUCUUGGCUUCCUCCUCCUCCUUGAUGUCAAAUACCUUCUAUUUCCUCUCUUCUUGAUAUCACUCAUGGCUUCCCUCCUCCUUGAUGUCAAAUACCUUCUAGUUCCUCUCUUCUUGAUAUCACUCCAUGGCUUCCCCCUCCUCCUUGAUGUCAAAUACCUUCUAGUUUCACUCUUCUUGAUAUCACUCCAUGGCUUCCCCCUCCUCCUUGAUGUCAAAUACCUUCUAGUUUCUCUCUUCUUGAUAUCUCAUGGCUUCCCCUCCUCCUUGAUUUCUCUCUUCUUGAUAUCACUCAUGGCUUCCCUCCUCCUUGAUGUCAAAUACCUUCUAGUUCCUCUCUUCUUGAUAUCACUCAUGGCUUCCCCUCCCUCCUUGAUGUCCAAAUACCUUCUAGUUCCUCUCUUCUUGAUAUCACUCAUGGCUUCCCUCCUCCUUGAUGUCAAAUACCUUUCUAGUUCCUCUCUUCUUGAUAUCCUCAUGGCUUCCCCCUCCUCCUUGAUUUCCUCUCUUCUUGAUAUCACUCAUAGCUUCCCCCUCCUCCUUGAUGUCAAAUACCUUCUAGUUCCUCUUCUUGAUAUCACUCAUGGCUUCCCCUCCUCCUUGAUUUCCUCUCUUCUUGAUAUCACUCCAUGGCUUCCCCUCCUCCUUGAUGUCAAAUACCUUCUAUUUCCUCUUCUUGAUAUCACUCAUGGCUUCCCCCUCCUCCUUGAUGUCAAAUACCUUCUAGUUCCUCUCUUCUUGAUAUCACUCAUGGCUUCCCUCCUCCUUGAUGUCAAAUACCUUCUAGUUCCUCUCUUCUUGAUAUCCUCAUGGCUUCCCCUCCUCCUUGAUGUCAAAUACCUUCUAGUUCUCUCCUCAUGGCUUCCCCUCCUCCUUGAUGUCAAAUACCUUCUAGUUCCUCUCUUCUUGAUAUCACUCAUGGCUUCCCUCCUCCUUGAUGUCAAAUACCUUCUAUUUUCCUCUCUUCUUGAUAUCACUCAUGGCUUCCCCCUCCUCCUUGAUGUCAAAUACCUUCUAGUUCCUCUCUUCUUGAUAUCCUCAUGGCUUCCCCUCCUCCUUGAUGUCAAAUACCUUCUAGUUCCUCUCUUCUUGAUAUCCUCAUGGCUUCCCCUCCUCCUUGAUGUCAAAUACCUUCUAGUUCCUCUCUUCUUGAUAUCACUCAUGGCUUCCCUCCUCCUUGAUGUCAAAUACCUUCUAGUUCCUCUCUUCUUGAUAUCACUCAUGGCUUCCCCUCCUCCUUGA